Molecule: messenger RNA, 1031 nt
Organism: Camellia sinensis
Lineage: Eukaryota; Viridiplantae; Streptophyta; Magnoliopsida; Ericales; Theaceae
Product: Acyl-CoA N-acyltransferases (NAT) superfamily protein
Biological process (GO): N-terminal protein amino acid acetylation
Cellular component (GO): NatA complex
Molecular function (GO): protein-N-terminal-glutamate acetyltransferase activity; protein N-terminal-serine acetyltransferase activity
Source: RefSeq, a predicted model, not a curated record
CACAACCCCACUCUGUUUGUGUAGAAAGCGACAGAAGAGGAUAGGAGAGGAGGAACAGAGAAGAAACGAAACCCUAGAGGAAGGCAAACCAGGAAAUCAAGCAUGGUGUGUAUACGCAAGGCUACCGUUGACGACCUCCUAGCAAUGCAAGCCUGCAACCUGUUUUGCCUGCCGGAAAACUACCAGAUGAAGUACUACCUGUACCACAUCCUGUCGUGGCCACAGCUCCUCUACGUAGCGGAGGACUACGGCGGCAAGAUCGUUGGCUACGUGCUGGCCAAGAUGGAGGAGGAGAGCUCGGAGUGCCACGGCCACAUCACCUCCCUCGCUGUGCUCCGUACCCACCGCAAACUGGGUCUCGCCACCAAGCUCAUGACGGCGGCUCAGAACGCCAUGGAACAGGUGUAUGGCGCCGAGUAUGUGUCCUUGCAUGUGAGGAAGAGCAAUCGAGCGGCAUUUAAUCUGUACACGGAGACGCUGGGUUACAAGAUUCAUGAUGUGGAGGCCAAGUACUAUGCUGAUGGCGAGGACGCAUACGAUAUGAGGAAGCUACUCAAAGGUAAGCAGCACCACCACCAGCACCACCCUCACCACCCUCACCCUCAUCACCAUCACCAUCAUGUUGGUGGGUGUUGCUCCGGUGAGGCAGUGAAGAGUGGGGACACAAAUUCGGAAUCCAAGGCCGGGUCCUCUGAGUGAUGCCUCACCUCAGAGAGUUAUUGGCGUGAUAAUUUAUAGUUUGAGCCAUGGAGGUUGAAAAGCACUCUGACAAUGGUCUCUCACUGUUAAUGACACAUUGAUGAUGAUGAUUAGGGCUGUUUGAACUCAGAAGUACUUCACAAAAGAGACCAUCUGUGCCAACUUCGAACUGUAUUUUUUCUCUUUCACACUUUUUUUUUUUUUUUGUUUUGGUUUGGGAUUUCUGUUACUUAUCAAAAUUGAUUGUGUUUGAUAUCAUGUGCCGAAUUGAUUUUUAUUCGAUAGCUGAUGUUCAAACAAACCUUGUGGAAUGAAAGCUCCCUUGUUAGACA